This is a messenger RNA of Tauraco erythrolophus (red-crested turaco), 688 nucleotides long. NCBI's taxonomy places the organism in Eukaryota, Metazoa, Chordata, Aves, Musophagiformes, Musophagidae. The record is from RefSeq and is a predicted model, not a curated record.
UUCGUCUGUGGUUCGGCACCGGAGUUCCCAGAGCACCUCACUGCAGCAAGGGCUUGUUGCCAAAACAUCUCUAACUUCACCCCCAUGGCCUGAAGUGAAACUUCCAGAUCCAGUGGAAGAAGCAAAGUAUCAUGCAGAAGUGGUGCGGAAGGUGAACGAGAUGAUUGCAGCGGGGCAGUACGGGCGCCUCUUCGCCGUGGUCCACUUUGCCAGCAAGCAGUGGAAAAUAACCAGUGAAGACUUGAUUAUGAUGGACAACGUGCUGGAGGCUGAGUGUGGAGACCGAAUCCGGAUGGAAAAGGUUUUGCUGGUUGGUGCUGAUGACUUCACGCUCAUUGGAAGGCCACUCCUGGGGAAAGAUCUCGUCCGUGUGGAGGCUACUGUGAUUGAAAAGACGGAGUCAUGGCCAAAAAUUAACAUGCGCUUUUGGAAGAGGCACAACUAUCAAAGGAAGAAAAUCAUUGUGAACCCACAGACUGUCCUUCGGAUAAACACCAUAGAAAUCUUCCCCUGUCUGUCGUGAUCGACCGGGUGUUGUGUGGCUUAUCGUUGCUGUAGGCAAUUAUGGAAAUAAAGCUGCCGUGUCAUUGGAAAGUUCUGGACUUCCUGCUGUUGUUGGAAAUGGAAAUCUAUAUGGACUUUCUUUAUAAAAAACAAUGAAAUCUUUUUUUUAAACUAUUAUUUCAGC